This is a messenger RNA of Colletotrichum destructivum, 387 nucleotides long. RefSeq lists its product as uncharacterized. The coding region runs from base 1 to 387 and encodes 128 amino acids. NCBI's taxonomy places the organism in Eukaryota, Fungi, Ascomycota, Sordariomycetes, Glomerellales, Glomerellaceae. The transcript has a single exon. The record is from RefSeq and is a predicted model, not a curated record.
AUGACGAGCUGCACGACCAGAAUCAAGAUGCCUACCGAGGCCUGUCCCUACAGCAGCAGCGACGUAUGCCAGCACCCCAUCAAUAGUCGCUCCUUCGACAUGAUUAAAAACGAUACAAGAACCACCGGGGCUCGAGUCGCGGUCUCCAACACGAUCCUGAUCGGCAUCAGCGCCGCCAUCGGCUUCGCGACGGUGGCCGGCUCCGACGUGGCGCUCCUCUUGCUCCUCUACCUGGACCGGCCGAUUCCCAUUAGCCACCUGCUGGCCUGGGAGUUAAUGUUCAUGGGAACCUGGAUCCUCGCAACGUGGGUCAUAUACCGCUUGCUCGUCUUUGUCAAGUUCGCUCCGUUUCGGGGAGCAAAACACAACGAACGCCAUCAGUGUUGA